AUGGUUCUGAAGGCUCUGAACUCUGUUGAGUUCGCGGACGCAAGCAAGUCCGCCGUCCUACAUCGUGAUCUCAAGAGCCAAUUCCUCCGUACUGUAGGUGGCGAGGGUAACUGCUAUGUCGUCGACGGCGGUCGGAAGCUUUUCGAUGCGUCCGGGGGCGCCGCCGUGGCAUGCCUCGGCCAUAGCGACAAGCGAGUAGCUGAGGCUAUCAUCCGGCAGCUCAGCAACAUUGCCUACAGUCCCUCUACUUUCUUCACGACGUCGGUAUGUGAGCAGUUGGCCCAGUUUCUCAUCAACACCACACAUGGUCACAUGUCAAGGGCCUAUCUUGUGAGCAGCGGAUCCGAAGCAAUGGAGGCGGCCAUGAAACUCUCUAGGCAGUAUUUCCUGGAGAAGAAGCCAGCAGAACCACAGAGAUAUCUUUACAUUGCCCGCCAGAGAUCGUAUCAUGGCACGACGCUAGGCGCAUUAUCUAUGGGUGGCCAUGUCGCACGCCGAGCUAACUUCAAGCCCAUGCUCCUCGACAAUGUUGUGUCGCAUAUUUCCCCAUGCUUUGCGUACAGGGAUAGGUUGGCCGACGAAUCGGACGAGUCCUACGUUGCAAAGCUCGCCAAGGAGCUCGAGGACGAGUUUAUUCGGGUUGGCCCUGGUAAUUCACACGGGCUGAUCUCUGGGUACGUUGAGGCACUGGGUUGUGUUCCGGCUGUUCCAGGCUAUUUUCAAGCAAUGAAAUCUGUGUGUGACCGAUACGGUGCGUUGCUCAUCAUGGAUGAAGUCAUGAGCGGCAUGGGCCGCAGUGGAACUCUCCACGCAUGGGAGGCCGAGGGUGUUGUGCCAGAUAUCCAGACCAUCGGCAAGGGUUUGGCUGGGGGCUAUCAGCCGAUAGCCGGCGUCCUCGUAAACAAGAGGGUGGUUGAGGUGCUAGAAAAGGGGACAAGUGCCUUUGUUCACGGACACACAUAUCAAGGACACCCUGUCGCGUGUGCGGCAGCCCUGGAAGUUCAACAGAUCAUCCAGGCAGACGGCCUGGUGGCCAAUGUGCAAAACAUGGGUCAGCUCUUAUCUGGUCUUUUGAAAGAGAGUCUUAUGGACCAUCCAUACGUCGGAGACAUCCGGGGCAAGGGCCUCUUCUGGGGAAUCGAGUUUGUCCGCGACAAACAGACCAAGGUGCCAUGGCCUAGUGCAGCGCGAAUCGCAGCGAGUAUCAACGAGCUGGGGUUGACGGAACCAUACGGCAUUGUUGUUUACCCGGGCUCAGGAACAGCAGACGGUGUUCUCGGGGAUCACAUCAUUGUAGCGCCUCCAUAUACGGUGACAAGGGACGAGAUUGCAUUUGUCGCCGAAACGGUGACGCGGCUCGUCAACGAUUUUUUCUCGAAGCUGGCAAUUCAGGGGAUCUGA
Molecule: messenger RNA, 1401 nt
Organism: Colletotrichum siamense
Lineage: Eukaryota; Fungi; Ascomycota; Sordariomycetes; Glomerellales; Glomerellaceae
Product: putative aminotransferase
Exons: 4
Coding region: 1-1401 (466 amino acids)
Cellular component (GO): cytosol
Molecular function (GO): pyridoxal phosphate binding; transaminase activity
Source: RefSeq, a predicted model, not a curated record